AUGGCCGCUGACACUAUAAGAGGCGACGGGCUCUUCCUGGCCCAUCGUGCUCUCGCAGCACUCGCCGAGGACCCAGAGCAGUUUGAUCAAGACAGAGAACGACGGUUUAGCGAGUCUCCGCCCUCAUACCGGUCAAGUUCGGGCACCACAACGCAGCCGGAAAGUCCAGUGCUUGUGAACGAGGCACUGGAUAACUACAACGCGCGCAUAGACAAACUCUAUGAAGACUGGCAGGCGUCAUCGCCCGUCAACCAGUUUGAUGCGCAGAGGCGCGAGGAGGCGCAGCGCAUAGAGCAGGCACGCCAGCCCGUUGGGGUCGGCAACAGCCCAGAUGGUCUGGCAGCGGACAGGGUGAGGGAGCGCUGGAUCGAGCAAGGCAUCUGGGACCACAAGUGGUAUGAGGCCAACAUCGAGCGAUUUGGCGACAGGGUUCAGAAUGUGCCCCUGAUGGGUGCACGGUGGAUGCAUGAAGUAUUGCUCAACGAUGACUCGGAUACCGACGACUGCUCGACCAGCGAAUUCCAGUUUUGCGCCAAGAGGAAGCGACAAAAGACGGACGAGGAAACGCGACAGAGUACUCAGCGGCGCGCCGAGGGACUGCGUCGCCGCGAGCUUUCACGCCCCAUUCACCAGCUCAACUACCAGGUGUCUCAAGAGCGUGAUCGGCUACUGGAAGAGAGAUCACAUGAAACGGGACAUGAUACUGUCGGGAAGUUCCCCCCAGACAUCAACACACAAGCGUAUUCAUUAGUCAGACAAAUGGAUCAGCGCAGGAUUGUGGAUCGAUGA
Messenger RNA from Diaporthe citri, 789 nucleotides. RefSeq lists its product as uncharacterized. Bases 1 to 789 code for a protein of 262 amino acids. The record is from RefSeq and is a predicted model, not a curated record. NCBI's taxonomy places the organism in Eukaryota, Fungi, Ascomycota, Sordariomycetes, Diaporthales, Diaporthaceae. The transcript has a single exon.